UAUUCUGACUAAAAUAAGCUCAGAUUUUGUAAAUAAUUAUAGAUAUAUAAAUGAUUCUCCUUACCUGAUGCAAAGAUGUUUCCUCAUAAGAGAUAAAAAGCACCUCUGCAGGUUGUCGCCCCUUCUUUGUCACUCUUCACGCCUGGCAUAUUUCACUUGCCCUCAAAGAGCAUUCAUAUUUGUCUUUAUGGAAAUGCUAUUUGCAUUUGACCAAUCGCAAGGUCAUAUUUGCAUUUCACCAAAAAAUCUGUAAAAAGCAAGUGUGGUCAUGUAGUUACAGCAGGCUCUAGAUAAGAGCGUGAUUUUUUUUUUUUUAAAUUGUGAAAAACCACACAGUCAUAGUUAACUUGUCAGUUUAAAAAGAGAAAAGCCGGCAUUCAUUGACCUUCAUAACCUUCCCAUCCUGGGCCAGACUCGGAUCUGUUUGUAUCCUGACAUAACUUGUCUUGUUUUACUUCCUUAUUCUUUCUCCUCUGUCUCUAUUUAUCCUCUGCCACCUGUCCUUGUGUCUCUUGUUUCAGCUGUGAGGUCAGCAGCAAACCCUUCGCUCAUUAUCCUGCCUGUCAGACUUCAGCUUAUGUUCCCAAAAGCUGUUAAUAAUCCGCAUACAGUCCCCUGUCCUCCUUUUCUAAAUUUUGCCACACACACGCAUCACCCCAGAGGACCCCUUAUAUAAAGCUCUGUCUCCCCUGUAGUUGUUACUCCUCUUUUUUUGUCAUCAUCAGUGAAACAUCCUUUUGCUGUUCAGUGUCACCAUGUCUGAUUUAGAAGAUCAUGGAGGCCAUCAGGAGGAAGAAGAUGAGGAGCAGGGAGAGGGAGAAGAACGCCCCAAAUACAAGCCGGUCACACAGCUCGCUGCCCCUAAAAUCCCUGAGGGGGAGAGGGUUGACUUUGAUGACAUCCACAGAAAAAGGAUGGAGAAAGAUCUUCUGGAGCUGCAGACUCUGAUUGACGUCCAUUUUGAGCAGAGGAAGAAAGAGGAGGAGGAGCUGAUUGGACUCAAAGACAGGAUUGAGAGCCGCCGGGCAGAAAGAGCUGAGCAGCAGCGUGUGAGGGCUGAAAAAGAACGGGACAGACAGACACGCAUUGCGGAGGAGAGACAGAGAAAAGAAGACGAAGAGGCGAAGAAGAGGGCCGAUGAUGAGGCCAAGAAGAAGAAAGUGCUCUCCAACAUGGGGGCUCACUUUGGAGGCUUCCUGGCUAAGGCAGAGCAGAGGCGAGGCAAAAAGCAAACUGCGAGGGAAAUCAAGAAGAAGACUCUGGCAGAGAGACGCAAGCCAUUGGCCAUUGAGACCCUGAGAGAGGACGGCCUGAGAGAGAGAGCCAAGGAGAUGUGGGAAUGUAUCUACGAGCUGGAGUCAGAGAAAUUUGACCUGACUGAGAAAAUGAGGAGACAGAAGUACGAGAUCAACGUUCUCCUGAACAGAAUCACACAUGCUCAGAAAUUCAAAAAGGUCCAUGGUAAGGGGAAGGUCGGAGGACGCUGGAAGUGAACUCACACAGGAGGCACAAUGAAACAAGAAGAUGGUUCACAAGUUUUAGGAGUUCUGCAGAGAGUUCUGU
Messenger RNA from Epinephelus fuscoguttatus (brown-marbled grouper), 1563 nucleotides. RefSeq names its product troponin T, slow skeletal muscle-like. The coding region runs from base 756 to 1493 and encodes 245 amino acids. Gene Ontology annotation, molecular function: troponin T binding; tropomyosin binding. Lineage: Eukaryota; Metazoa; Chordata; Actinopteri; Perciformes; Serranidae. The transcript is spliced from 13 exons. The record is from RefSeq and is a predicted model, not a curated record. Gene Ontology annotation, cellular component: troponin complex. Gene Ontology annotation, biological process: slow-twitch skeletal muscle fiber contraction; sarcomere organization; regulation of muscle contraction.